AUGGUGCUGGGGGAUGGGGUGAAGCACGUCGGCUCCAUGGGGGGUCCCCAGGGCCUGCUGUCCACCCUUAAGCUCACCUGUGGGGAGUGGAGGUUCCACCUGUCCCACAAGGUCACCAGCGUGGUUCCCGAGAGCGCCCUGCUCAUCGUGCUGGGCCUGGUGCUGGGCGGCAUCGUCUGGGCGGCCGACCACAUCGCGUCCUUCACACUGACGCCCACCGUCUUCUUCUUCUACCUGCUGCCCCCCAUCGUGCUGGACGCCGGCUACUUCAUGCCCAACCGACUCUUCUUUGGCAACCUGGGCACCAUCCUGCUGUACGCCGUCGUGGGCACCGUGUGGAACGCGGCCACCACCGGCCUGUCCCUCUAUGGCGUGUUCCUCAGCGGGCUCAUGGGCGACCUGAAGAUCGGGCUGCUGGACUUCCUCCUCUUUGGCAGCCUCAUCGCUGCUGUGGACCCGGUGGCCGUCCUGGCUGUGUUUGAGGAGGUCCACGUCAACGAGGUCCUGUUCAUCAUCGUCUUCGGGGAGUCGCUGCUGAAUGACGCAGUCACCGUGGUCCUGUACAAUGUGUUUGAAUCUUUCGUGGCGCUGGGAGGUGACAAUGUGACUGGCGUGGACUGCGUGAAAGGCAUAGUGUCCUUCUUCGUGGUGAGCCUGGGGGGCACGCUGGUGGGGGUGGUCUUCGCCUUCCUGCUGUCGCUGGUGACGCGCUUCACCAAGCACGUGCGCAUCAUCGAACCCGGCUUUGUGUUCGUCAUCUCCUACCUGUCCUACCUGACGUCCGAGAUGCUGUCGCUGUCGGCCAUCCUUGCCAUCACCUUCUGUGGCAUCUGCUGUCAGAAGUAUGUGAAGGCCAACAUCUCGGAGCAGUCGGCCACCACCGUGCGCUACACCAUGAAGAUGCUGGCCAGCGGCGCUGAGACCAUCAUCUUCAUGUUCCUGGGUAUCUCGGCCGUGAACCCAUUCAUCUGGACCUGGAAUACGGCCUUCGUGCUCCUGACGCUGGUCUUCAUCUCCGUGUACCGGGCCAUCGGUGUGGUCCUGCAGACCUGGCUCCUCAACCGCUACCGAAUGGUGCAGCUGGAGCCCAUUGACCAGGUGGUCCUGUCCUAUGGGGGUCUGCGUGGGGCCGUGGCCUUUGCCCUGGUGGUGCUUCUGGAUGGAGAGAAGGUCAAGGAGAAGAACCUGUUUGUCAGCACUACCAUCAUCGUAGUGUUCUUCACUGUCAUCUUCCAGGGCCUGACCAUCAAGCCCCUGGUGCAGUGGCUGAAGGUGAAGAGGAGUGAGCACCGGGAACCCCGGCUCAACGAGAAGCUGCAUGGCCGCGCUUUCGACCACAUCCUCUCGGCCAUCGAGGACAUAUCGGGACAGAUAGGGCACAAUUAUCUCAGAGACAAGUAAGUGACUGGGACUGCCCUGGCUGUGCCACACAGCCCGG
Chlorocebus sabaeus (green monkey) is the source of this 1438-nucleotide messenger RNA. The record is from RefSeq and is a predicted model, not a curated record. NCBI's taxonomy places the organism in Eukaryota, Metazoa, Chordata, Mammalia, Primates, Cercopithecidae.